AUGGCACAUCUGCAAAACCUUGUCACCUGUUUUCUUAUCUUUUGCUCCGGUUUAGCCCUCGGACUCACUCUCAUGAGUUUCUACCUCAGAGAUUUCUCCUUCAACCUGAAACUCAACCAACUCCUCCUUCCAAUAUCUCCUAAAAUGUCAUCAUCUUCUCCUUUCGGCCUCUCAUUGAAAACUGCCAACAUGAAUCUCAGCAGCCGAGUUGGGUUGACAGAGUUUUUGAAACCACCCCAUGUUAUUAUGCACGACAUGGAAGACGAAGAGUUGCUUUGGAGGGCUUCGAUGGUUCCUAGGAUCCUUGAGUUUCCAUUCAAUCGCACCCCAAAAGUUGCAUUCAUGUUUUUGACAAAAGGGCCUGUGCUGUUGGCUCCACUCUGGGAGCUGUUCUUUAAAGGAGUACAUGAAGGUCUGUAUUCUAUAUAUGUGCACCCAAAUCCUUCUUUCAAUGGAACAGUGCCCCAAGGUUCUGUCUUUCAUGGCCGGAGGAUCCCGAGCAAGGCCGUGAGAUGGGGAGAGUUUAACAUGUUGGAGGCGGAGCGCCGCUUGCUCGCCAAUGCGCUUCUCGACAUGUCGAACCAACGCUUCGUGCUUCUCUCGGAAUCGUGUAUUCCUCUGUUUAAUUUCUCGACGAUAUACAACUAUCUCAUAGGCUCGAAAACAACCUUCGUGGAGGCCUAUGAUUUACGGGGCCCGGUGGGGCAAGGCCGAUAUAGCCCUAAAAUGAGUCCCACGAUUACGCUCAAGCAAUGGCGGAAAGGCGCCCAAUGGUUUGAGAUGGACCGUGAGCUUGCCAUUGAAGUAAUUUCAGAUAAAAGGUAUUUCCCAAUAUUUGGAAGACAUUGCAAGAACGCUUGUUAUUCGGAUGAGCAUUACUUGCCCACAUUUGUUAGCAUCCAUUUUUGGAAGAGGAACUCAAAUAGAACUUUGACUUGGGUUGACUGGUCAAAGGGUGGACCCCACCCAACAAGGUUUCUAAGAACAGAUGUGACCAUUGAUUUUUUGGAGAGGUUAAGGAAUGGUAGCCAAUGUGAGUACAAUGGGCGGAAGAGAACCAAUAUCUGCCAUUUGUUUGCAAGGAAGUUCACUCUUCAUGCUUUGGAUAGGCUGUUGAGAUUUGCUCCAAAGCUUAUGCAAUUCAAUUCAAUUGAUGAUUUGCAUAGAUAG
Messenger RNA from Juglans regia (Persian walnut), 1170 nucleotides. RefSeq names its product glycosyltransferase BC10-like. Bases 1 to 1170 code for a protein of 389 amino acids. The transcript has 2 exons. Gene Ontology annotation, cellular component: membrane. The record is from RefSeq and is a predicted model, not a curated record. Gene Ontology annotation, molecular function: glycosyltransferase activity. NCBI's taxonomy places the organism in Eukaryota, Viridiplantae, Streptophyta, Magnoliopsida, Fagales, Juglandaceae.